ACAUUUUGUCUUGUUUUCUUCCCCCUUCCAUCUUUAUUUCGCUGUAGAAAAAAAAAAUCUUUCAAAACCUUUUUUCUUUUUUGUCCCUCAAAGCAUCUCUUAGCUGCCAAGUACUUGCAUUUCAGCUUCAAUUGAGAAUUUCCAUCAAUAAUCCUUUAAUUUUCAGUUAAAGCAACAUCUUUUUUUUGUUGAACACAGAGAUGGAUGUAGUUCGGUUUCAGUUGGAAUGAAGAACUUACAGAACACACAAGAUAUAAAACCUUCGAUUCAAGCUUCAAAUGAAUCCAAAACAGAACAGCAGAAUAAUCAAACAUCGGCUGAUUCUGCUUCAAGCAAUGAUGGCCAAAAAGUUUCACGACAGGAUAUCGAACUUGUCCAGAAUUUAAUUGAACGAUGUUUACAACUAUACAUGAACAAGGACGAGGUCGUCAAAACCCUCUUGAAUCGAGCGAGGAUAGACCCUGGAUUCACAACAUUAGUAUGGCAAAAGCUGGAGGAGGAAAAUGCUGAUUUUUUCAGGGCUUAUUAUAUAAGGCUGAAAUUGAAGAAGCAAAUCCUUUUGUUUAACCAUUUGCUUGAGCGUCAGUAUUAUCUAAUGAAAUAUCCUAUGCCUCCAAAGGUUCCUCUGGUCCCAAUCCAAAAUGGGAUUCAUCCCAUGCCUGUUAACAACUUACCAAUGGGAUAUCCUGUGCUGCAACAACCUCCGAUUCCAGCUGCAGGGCAACCUCAUCUAGACUCGAUGGGGAUAUCAAGCUGUCAUGUGGUCAAUGGAGUCCCAGCACCCAGUCAUUUUCAACCAAUGCAGAUGAAUUCUGGGAAUGACAUGAUGGACAACAACGCUACUGAUGCGACACCUGCAGUUCCUCCAACCACUGCCAUGAUGUCAUCUAUGUCGGAGAUGCCAGUGAGCCCUACAUCGGUGGCGUCCAGUGGGAAUUUCCCUUUCACUGCAACAGACAUGUCGGAAAUGGGAGUAGACACAGCAACACUUGAUUCGGCCUUCACAGCAGAUGUGGCAAGUUCAAUAGGAUUGCAACUGGGACCUGGUAAUGGAGCCGACGAUUCUAGAGAUUCCCUUAGACCACUUGAUCAGAUUCAGUGGAAUUUCAGUCUCUCUGAUCUUACAGCCGAUUUCUCAAACUUGGGAGAUUUAGGAGCACUUGGGAACCACCCUGGUUCUCCUUUUCUUCCCUCUGAUUCAGAAAUUAUGCUCGGUUCUUCGGAGCACGAGGAUAUAGUAGAGGAAUUUUUUGUUGAUUCUGUCCCUGGACAGCCAUGCACUCCGUCUGACGAAGAGAAAUAGUAGACAAAGGAUUGCAAGGGCAAAAAGGGAAUUACUCCUUCCACUGGUUGCCCAGUUCACCCAUUGUCCUAGUUCACUCUUGUUGAAAAUUGAGGAGACAGUGUGGUGAGAUGGUGGAGAUGCACCUCACCAUUAAUAAUCCAAACAACAAAAAAGGUACAGUGAAAAAGCAUAUGCUUUAAGAAUCCAUCUCGCUUAUGGUAGUUGUAAAUCCAAAUGGAGCCUAAUUAUAUUGGUGUUUUUGGUAAGAAUAACUGUAAAAAUAUUUAACGUUUUAAAUGCGAUGCUAUGAGACAACAAACAUAAUGGUUCGACCUCACAAAACUAAAUAGAGUCUGCCACUAUUUACAUAAUAUUCAUGUUAUGCACAGAUCUCUAUCACGAAGUUGCUGGCUUUCGAGCUACAAAUUUGGGAUCAGAACCACGUUUUGCGUAUAAAGAGCCCACAGCUGGAACUUCAGUAGCUGAAGAAACCAUGGCGGAUAGAGGCUGGAAAUUGGUGCUCCCAAUGAACCAGUAGAGAGCCCACUUAAGAUUACAGAGGGUAUAUUUCAAAGCUUUGGUCCAAUUCUCUUGCUUAUUGAAGCUUUGUGUGAUGGAGUAGUUUUCAACUUUAUCGUUCUCGAUCCUGAAAGAUGGCACGAAUAGAACGGUAAAUUCAAAAGUUCGGAUCUACUCUAUUCAGAACCACCCAAAACACAUUGAUAUUCAGAUACAGAAGAGACUAAGGAGUACCAUUCUAUAUAAAAAAGAAAUCUCACUUGUAGGGUAAGUUAAAGCAUUUCUCAGGUGGAAUGUUGUUUUCUAGAUCCUUGGCAUUUGCAAACUCAGCAAAGUCCUUGAGGCAAGUUAAGAAUAGUGUCAUUGCUUUGUCGUACCGUGUACUCCAGAACAGGUUCACUGGACCAAACCUAGAAACAUAUUCAUGCAGCAGGCAACUGAAAACAUGCAACAAGCAUGAUGCGUAAAACACAUAAGAGGACAUUGCCCAGAUUUAUGUAUUACGUACUCCAAGGAUGCACCUAUCCUUUCAGGUUUACAUGCCUUUAAUAUUCCAAAUCAAAUCAUUCAAAAAGUCAAAAAGCCUUUACACUUACAA
Gossypium raimondii (Peruvian cotton) is the source of this 2402-nucleotide messenger RNA. RefSeq lists its product as uncharacterized. Bases 227 to 1303 code for a protein of 358 amino acids. The transcript has 9 exons. The record is from RefSeq and is a predicted model, not a curated record. NCBI's taxonomy places the organism in Eukaryota, Viridiplantae, Streptophyta, Magnoliopsida, Malvales, Malvaceae.